Molecule: messenger RNA, 618 nt
Organism: Wyeomyia smithii (pitcher-plant mosquito)
Lineage: Eukaryota; Metazoa; Arthropoda; Insecta; Diptera; Culicidae
Product: cuticle protein 12.5-like
Exons: 2
Coding region: 2-454 (150 amino acids)
Source: RefSeq, a predicted model, not a curated record
AAUGUUUCGUUUUGGUAUAAAAACGUUCACCUGGGGCACUGUUAACCAUCAGUUGAUAAUUUCACUUUCAAGCAACACAAGUGCACCAGACAAAACAAACUCCAAUUCCAAAAUGUUCGCCAAAUUGCUGCUCCUUGCUACUUUAGCCGUCGCUAGUGUAAGUGCCAAACCAGGACUGCUGGCUGGUGCUCCCGUUGCUUACUCCGCUCCUCUGGUAGCUGCUGCUGCUCCGGCCGUUGCAUACACAGCCGGAUAUGCCAACGUUGGAGACUCCGCUGUGGUCAGCUCUUACAACUCUCAGGUCAUCAAUCCAGCUUAUGCAGCUUACAGCGCUCCGCUAACUUAUGCUGCCGCGCCAGCCUACGCUGCGCCUUUGGCAUACGCCGCUCGGGCAGCUCCAUUUGCCGCUCCACUGACGUACGCUUCUCCCCUAGCUGCCCGACUAGUCCUGUAAGUGCCAACAUUUUGUCCAACAGUUCUGAAAGUUGCUCUGAGAUGAUCUCCGGAGUGUAAUGAAAAGUGCAAUUGAAUACCGUUUCGAGAUGUGAAUAUCAGUGUAAUGAAAGUGUUUGUUAAACUUAUUGCGGAAAAAAUAAAUUUAUACAUAUCAAUGCUUUA